GGCGUAGUGUGCGUGCUCUGGUAUCUGCUGCUGUUGCGGGAGGAAGAGCCGCUUCACUCUCUCUCUCUUUAGCCGAGCUACCUUUCAGUUUCGCCUUCAAAAAACAUUUUUUUCGCUGUAUCGACCGGUUCCGUCACGCCGUCUUCAUCCGAGGGAUUCUUCACUUUAAACCUCGAGGUGGUUGGUCUCGGUUUAGAGAGAAAGAUUCGCGUUUCCCCCGUUUUUUUUUAAGAUCGAGUGCAGUUCGGUUUCACUGACAGCAGCACAAGCAACAACAAUGGCUCUGAAAAGAAUUCAUAAGGAGCUGCACGAUUUGGGCCGUGACCCACCUGCUCAGUGCUCAGCAGGGCCAGUAGGAGAUGACAUGUUUCACUGGCAGGCCACAAUAAUGGGACCAAAUGACAGUCCUUACCAGGGUGGGGUGUUCUUCUUGACCAUACACUUUCCCACAGAUUACCCCUUCAAACCGCCAAAGGUUGCAUUCACCACAAGAAUCUACCACCCAAAUAUCAACAGCAAUGGCAGCAUCUGUCUGGAUAUUCUAAGGUCUCAGUGGUCACCUGCUCUCACCAUCUCCAAAGUACUCUUGUCUAUCUGCUCUCUGCUGUGCGACCCCAAUCCGGACGACCCCUUAGUACCCGAGAUCGCCCGCAUCUACAAGACUGACAGGGAAAAGUACAACAGAAUAGCUCGGGAAUGGACACAAAAGUAUGCAAUGUAGUUUUGGAGUUAGAAUCAUGGCGGGAAAAAAAUUUACACCUCUCCAUCUUAAGGUUAGGGGAGAUUUGAAAGUUUAAGAGAUAAGCUUAAGAAAAAAAAACAAGAUCUUGUUGGUUUCCAUUGGAGUGCUUUCUUUAAGCCACGCCUCCCCUCACCAGAGCACCUCCCCCCAUACUCCCACCCUGCACCUCCCCACCUCCCCCUUGGUAGCCAUGGUGUACAUACUUUCAAACUUCAGCUGUAGCCCAACUCCAGUUAUUUCCCCCCAGUAUCCACCGCCACCACCACCUCCUCAACCCCCACCCAAAAAAAAAACAAAACAAAACUCUGCUCCAUGUCUCUUGCUUUAUGGUCUCCGUUGCUAUGGUGACAUGCCCGCCGCUUAGGGUCAGCCAGUCUCGAUUUUUUUGCAGUUGAAAAUGUUUAUGACUCUAAAAGCAUUCCUUGUUUUAAAGCACUGGGGAGGGAGGGCCUUUUUUCAUUUUGUGAUAUAGUGGAGAUUGAGGGAUACGUUCUUUACAUUUUUCCAUUUAUUUCCAUUUCCUGGGCUUCCAGAUGUAUUUUGGAUCAGGAAAUAGUUUUCUUUUUUGUUUUUGUUCCUUUCUUUUUGGCAGAGGAGGGAGGGGUAUAUGCUGGCUAUCUUUUUGUUUUGUAUAAAAUCUAUAAGGAAUUCUUUUAAAAUCAUAGCAGGUUAUUAAUGGAAAAUGUCGGGCCUAUGGGUCCUUCUCUUCUGGAUCAUUCGAAAGGACUUGAAUACUAUGAAUAUAUAUAUUUUUUUUUUUUCCCCAUUUGCCAUAACCAAGACUGUCUCUACCCCUUCCCUUAGCCACAACCAAUUCAGCAUUCAUUCACUGUUCUCAAGAAGUUUGGACCAGUUAUUUAAUACAGAAUCUUAGUUAAGCACGUGUUAUGAAUUUUUUUUUUCCUCCUUUCUCCCGCCCCCUGUAACUCUCUUAGUUCCAUUUUAGCCGCAUUGUUAUUUUUUUCCCCCUCUGCUCUUGUUGAAUUAGAUGCUAACAUGGCUGAGACAGACUCGAUUGGGUCCCUGGGUGAGAGGACACAACUCCUCACAGACAAACUUCUGUAUAUUUAAUUUCCUGACAGGCUCGUUGAGCUUUGUGUGUUGAUUAAAACUGUGUAAUAAAAUGAUUACUAAAGUCUGA
Messenger RNA from Colossoma macropomum (tambaqui), 1883 nucleotides. It is a transcript of the gene ube2d2, whose product is annotated as ubiquitin-conjugating enzyme E2D 2 (UBC4/5 homolog, yeast). Gene Ontology annotation, biological process: ubiquitin-dependent protein catabolic process; protein K48-linked ubiquitination. NCBI's taxonomy places the organism in Eukaryota, Metazoa, Chordata, Actinopteri, Characiformes, Serrasalmidae. Gene Ontology annotation, molecular function: ubiquitin conjugating enzyme activity. The transcript has 7 exons. Bases 278 to 721 code for a protein of 147 amino acids. Gene Ontology annotation, cellular component: nucleus. The record is from RefSeq and is a predicted model, not a curated record.